Messenger RNA from Macaca mulatta (Rhesus monkey), 4624 nucleotides. It is a transcript of the gene SYNDIG1, whose product is annotated as synapse differentiation inducing 1. Gene Ontology annotation, biological process: positive regulation of synapse assembly; synaptic vesicle clustering. The record is from RefSeq and is a predicted model, not a curated record. Gene Ontology annotation, cellular component: synaptic vesicle membrane; postsynaptic density membrane; excitatory synapse. NCBI's taxonomy places the organism in Eukaryota, Metazoa, Chordata, Mammalia, Primates, Cercopithecidae.
GGGAGGGCAGAGGAGGAGAGAGCCUGGGAGCGGAGGAGCAGAGGCGGGCGCCGCACCGCCCCGCAUGCUCUCUCGCUGGAUAGACUCGCGGGCGGCCGCUUGGGCGCACUUGCCGGGUCACCUUGUCCCGGAGGAGAAAUGGGUUCCCUGAGACAAGUGUGACCUACGUGCCCAGCCCGCCAGCCUGACGCCUAGCCAGAGAGAGAGGACCAUGGAUGGCAUCAUUGAACAGAAGAGCAUGCUGGUGCACAGUAAAAUCAGUGAUGCUGGCAAGAGGAAUGGCUUAAUUAACACCAGAAACUUGAUGGCCGAGAGCAGAGAUGGUCUGGUGUCUGUUUACCCAGCGCCUCAGUACCAGAGCCACCGGGUGGGGGCCAGCACAGUGCCGGCCAGCCUGGACAGCAGCAGGAGUGAGCCGGUGCAGCAGCUGCUGGACCCCAACACCCUGCAGCAGUCGGUGGAGUCCCGCUACAGGCCCAACAUCAUCCUCUAUUCAGAGGGUGUGCUGCGUUCCUGGGGGGAUGGUGUGACCACCGACUGCUGCGAGACCACCUUCAUCGAGGACCGAUCGCCCACCAAAGACAGCCUCGAGUACCCCGAUGGGAAGUUCAUCGACCUCUCAGCUGAUGACAUAAAAAUCCAUACCCUGUCCUACGAUGUGGAGGAGGAGGAGGAGUUCCAGGAGCUGGAGAGCGACUACUCGAGCGACACAGAGAGUGAGGACAAUUUCCUCAUGAUGCCCCCGCGGGACCAUCUGGGCCUCAGUGUCUUCUCCAUGCUCUGCUGCUUCUGGCCUCUGGGCAUCGCAGCCUUCUACUUGUCCCAUGAGGUGUAUAGAAUGCUUUGCAUUCCUUUGGGGAUGUCAUACGGGGUGUGAGAACCAAAAAGGAUAUGGUAAGUGGCGAUUCUUCAUUCCAGAGCCACCUGUGUCCAUGCAACGAUUCCGAAUCACCCGCCGUGGGCACUCGGAAGCAUGUUUAUGCAUGAAGCUGUGCACACAGUGGGGCCGAGUGCUAACCAGCCAGAAUGAAUGUACUAUCCCCAUCUCUGAUUCCACAGCAGGGCUCCUGAGUCAUGCACACCACCCACAAAGGAAGCUCAGAUUUAUGCAUUGCCUGAUUGUUCUGGUCCUUAAGCUGGAUUUUAGGUAAUUGGAAAGGUAUCUUGCAAGUAACACUCUCAGCAGGGCACAAUUUAUUAUGCAUGAAAGUUGAAUCUCGAGAAAGGGAGUUGCCCCAAAUUGGCUGAUGAGCUGAUGAGUCUGGAGGGAGGCAGAGCCCUUCACGAAGCCACCUGACCUUCUCCCUGCCUGGCCCAGGCACUGUGUAUUUGCCCAGGUGCAUGUAAGUGUUCUUUGCCCAGAGCUGUGCUUUGGUGCUGCCCAGGGAGAGGGAGAUGGGUCCACAGGAGGAAGCCAGGCCACUCUCGGCGCCUUUGCCUUGUCAAGAAGGGCUGCGUCUUCUUUGAGGGCUUUGCCCUGCUGCAAUGACAGGAAAUGAGUUGAACUGGCAUCUUAUUUCCUUAGUCAGAGGGGCAUCUUCUGUCUUCAGCCAGCUCUCAGGCACGCUUCCUGGCAGAUUCUCUCAAAUCUGCUCCCCUAUCUGAACCGCGCGAUGCUCAGGAUGUUGCCUCUGAGUGUUCGCCUUAUUUCUGCUGCUAGAACUACUGUCUGCCCACAUCCAGGGCUCCAAACCAUGGCCCACAGCUCCCUCCCCUCGCCUCACCACAUUCUCCAGGUUGUGAAUCCCAAGCAUUCUCUCUCUACGAAGGCUCCUGGCCUCUCCGUUCCUGUCUGCUGUCCCUUUACUCUAGUCUGGUUCUCAUGGCCUGCCACUUUUUGGAACCAUUAGAUUGUUCUUCCAGUUCACCACCCUGUUUUCGUACCUCCCUUUUCUCUUGUGUCAGCCAAAGUCCCCAAGUUAAUGCUCCUAAGGCGGGUAAGCUGGUGCCUGUCUCCAGCCCAGGCUUCAGUGGUUCCUGAUGCUCUGCAGAGCUCACUCAGAGCACCUUUGCUGGAGGUUGGUGGCUCUCACAACUCAGCUUAGGGCUCUACUUCCAGCACCCCCCUCCUACCCACAGCAGGACCAUCCUGCCCACAGGGUCUCAGCAGGGCCACACCCUCCCUCUCCCACUCUCUCCUGCCUUCCGUACCCUGGUGUGCACUUGCCACCCCAACCUUUCAUGGCCUGUCCUCCCAUGCCACCCCUCCAGGAGCCCUUCCUCAACCUCUACCUGGAGGCCUUCUACCCACAAGCUUCCACUUCCUCCACAGGAAAUGGGCCAGGUGCCUCUCCCAGGCCCCUCCUCAUGCAGCGUGGCUCUGCUGUUCGGUUUUAGCCCAUGGUGCUGGUCUCCCUUGAGCAUUCUAAGUUCAAGAAUCAUAGCGAAUCUGGCCAGAGCCCUCUUGUUACUGUCACGUGUGAUCCCCGAGAAUGGGAUAAUACUGUAAUUCAGGUGUUCUAAAAUAAAAUACAGGGAGUACCAAACCUGCACUGCUUCCUGUAAUUGCAUGUCUUAAUGAGAGUGUUCUUGACAUAUCCAGUUCCAUUGCAUAGCUGUGCUGACAGGAACAUAGCCACUUAAUGGCAAGAGCAAGAAAAAUAUUGCCCCAGGGAAUAUCACAUAGUUUAUGUAUCAAGUUCUCUAAGGGUCUGCAUGGUUAGAGGCAAAAAAUUCAACCUGCCACCACUGUGUGCCUUUCAUGAGAAAGGCCGAUUCUUUCUGCAAAUUCUUCAUUAAUCCUCGUCACCACUUAGGAGCACGGAGGCCACCUAAGACUUUUCUUUUCUCCAAAUAAUUCAUCUUUUUUAUUUAGAUAGGAACAGUCUGACCUUAGCGGAAAGGGCUGGGAAGGUGCCUUUAAUUUUUGGACAGGGCUUAACCCUUUGGUGCCAGGACAGACAUCACGUGCCCCUGAGUCCUGAGUCUACUUGGGAAUAUUUGUGAUGGUCCCUGUUGACAUAAACAUCCUUGUGCCUUUGUCUUAAAGCAGGAGAAGAAAGCAGCCUGCGCUAUUAUUCAUGACACGUGGCAUCCCAAGCCAUAAGACUAAAGAAUGGCUUUGGCAGCAGGACUUAAAACUGAUCUUGGCACAACCUUUCAUUAACCUGCAAAAGAUUAAUUUUAUUUCCCAGUAACUUAACAGAAUUCAAAAGCUAGGAGAAAAGGCUUGUAGGAAAGUCAACCUUAGAUAUGCUUCUAAAUAUAUCUUAACUCAGAAAUAUUCCCCCUCGGUCCCAGCACAGAAUUAUAACAGCUCUUCAUCUUCAAAAAGUGUGCAUGAAGGGUUUUGGCUCUUGGUGGUCCGUAAACAAAUGGUUGCAGGAGUCAAGAACUCAGGGUCUGGGAGACUCCUGGAUCUAGACACAUCACUGCCAGCCACUCAGGAGCAGGGACAAACCCCAGAGGGUAUCCACCCCAACAACGGGACACAUCCUGCGUGCCCAUCUCAACCACAGGCUGUCACAUCCUGAGCUUUUCCAUGUGCCAGGCACCAUGCUGAGUGCUUCAUGAGCUCUGUCACAUGCGUGCCUCCACAACAGUGAUGAAAUGGGAAGGAAUGCUUUAUGGAUGAGGAGAUUGCGUCUCUGGGAGAUGGCACCAUGGGAUGGGGUGAAGGCAGGGUGUCAGAGCAGACCCUCCCAAUGCUUGGCUAGACUGCCCACCUCCAAGGCAACCUGGAAGAUAUCAGACCUCCCUGUUACUUAGAUAAAGGGUCUGGGUGUUUGGGGUUGGAAGUUUGAAAGCAUCCUGGUGACGGCCAGUCCCAGCUAUGUGACCCUGGCCAAGUUACUCCCUAUCCCAGGGCCUCUGAGAUAAGAUAAGACAAGAUGUGGUGAGGCUGACAGCUGCUGUGUGUGCUGUAUGGGAGCAAGCAAGCCUACUCUGCAAAUCAGAGAGAAAGCACCAUCCGCACCUGGACAGCCGCUCCCUGUCCUGCCAUCUCCCUGGACAGAGCUGCAUGCCCAGGCCUGGUGCAGUCUCCUUGCUGGCCUCACCAUCAGCCUUCCAUGACACAGACCUGCCCAUGGACCCCAGCAUGGAGCUAGGACUGGGGGAGAAUUUGCCCUCAGCGUACCCAUUGUGCCUAGCCAGACCCCGAGCUUCCUGUGUCCCCCAUUGAGGAUCCUAAAGCCACCCGCACCCCCUGCCUCGACACCUCGACACAGAGGUUCUCCCUUCAUGCUUGCCCUCCUGACCUUGUGCCGGAACUCCUGCUCAGCCCACACAGAACCAGCUCCUGAGGCGUCUCCCAGAGCCCUUCUAGACUGACGGAAUGCCCCUGCAGCUCUUCUCCAGCUACAGUUGGGACUUUAAGGAACAUUCCCAGCUUAAAUCAUGACACCCAAAGGACAAGGGCAUAAAUGGCAUAAAUGGGAUUUGGAACCUGAAUUCUUAGUGUCUGGAGAUAGAAGAGGAUGGUAAUCUAGGGCUUUGGGGGAUAACAUGAAUGGAGAGGCCACGCUGCCUCCCAGGUAGGGGAGAGAGGCUGUUACCAGUGCUGGGUGAGGCAGACCAUGGAGAGCACCCUGAUCGCCAGCAGGGUUGGGCAUUGCUCUCAGAUCUUUUGUUUUUUUUUUUGACAGUAUCUCUCUCUGUUGCCCAGGUUAGAAUGCAAUGGCAC